Dromaius novaehollandiae (emu) is the source of this 786-nucleotide messenger RNA. RefSeq names its product folate receptor gamma-like. Bases 1 to 786 code for a protein of 261 amino acids. Lineage: Eukaryota; Metazoa; Chordata; Aves; Casuariiformes; Dromaiidae. Gene Ontology annotation, molecular function: signaling receptor activity. The record is from RefSeq and is a predicted model, not a curated record. The transcript has 4 exons. Gene Ontology annotation, cellular component: external side of plasma membrane.
AUGGCAGUGGGGCAGGUGCUGCUUGUGCUGCUGACUGCCUCCAUCGUGACUGCCACCCGGGACCUGCUGCUGAACACGUGCAUGGAUGCUAAGCACCACAAAACCAAGCCUGGCCCAGAGGGGCUGCUGCAUGGCCAGUGUUCCCCCUGGAAGGACAACGCCUGCUGCACAGCCAACACCAGCUCAGAAGCCCACAAGGACCAGUCCUACCUCUACAACUUCAACUGGAACCACUGUGGGGUGAUGCCACCCAAGUGCAAGCGGCACUUCAUCCAGGACACGUGCUUGUAUGAGUGUUCACCCAACCUGGGUCCUUGGAUUGACAAGGCUGACAGCAGCUGGCGUCGGGAGAGGAUUCUCAAUGUGCCACUCUGCAAAGAGGACUGCGAGGAGUGGUGGGAGGAUUGCAAAGACUAUGUCACCUGCAAAGAGAACUGGCACAAGGGCUGGAACUGGGCAACAGGAACAAACCGUUGCCCUUGGGGCUCCAUGUGCAGGCCCUUCUCCCACGUCUUCCCCCGACCAGCUGACCUGUGUGAGAAGAUCUGGUCCAACUCCUACAAAUACACCACGGAGCACCGGGGCAGUGGGCGCUGCAUCCAGAUGUGGUUUGAUCCUGCCCGGGGAAACCCCAAUGUGCUUGUGGCAAAAUACUAUGCUUGGAAGAAGAGAUCCUCUCCUGCUUGGACGAAGAACGUGACUCCUGCUGAGACUGGCAAAGCAGUGUGUGUUUUGCCAUGGCCUGCCCUGGUCCUGCUGCCUCUUGCCCUCGUGAUGCUCCCCUAG